Toxotes jaculatrix (banded archerfish) is the source of this 1658-nucleotide messenger RNA. RefSeq names its product dual specificity phosphatase 29-like. Gene Ontology annotation, biological process: negative regulation of MAPK cascade; protein dephosphorylation. The transcript has 8 exons. NCBI's taxonomy places the organism in Eukaryota, Metazoa, Chordata, Actinopteri, Toxotidae. The record is from RefSeq and is a predicted model, not a curated record. Gene Ontology annotation, cellular component: cytoplasm. Gene Ontology annotation, molecular function: protein tyrosine/serine/threonine phosphatase activity; MAP kinase phosphatase activity. Bases 94 to 1248 code for a protein of 384 amino acids.
GACCUGUACAUAGGAAAUGAAAUGGGCUGCGGUUGUUUGUCGCUGUAAGAGCGGGCAUAGUAGAAGAAGAGUUUGAGCUGCUGUGAAGUGAGUAUGUCUCUUAGGGAUCCACCAUAUGAGCCUCCUUCUGUCUCAGAGCUGCAGGAGUUCCUGCUAGCAGACAGACGACCUACUGGACAUGUCAAUCAAGUCUGGCCAAACCUUUACAUAGGCAACGAGGUGGCAGCUCGUGACAAGGGCACUCUCCACAGUCUGGGCAUUACUCACAUUCUGAAUGCUGCUCAUGGACCCCCCAACCCGGGCCCCGGCCCCUGUUUCUACGUCAACACCGGCCCACGUUUCUACAGAGACAUGACAGUGGAUUAUUAUGGGGUGGAGGCAGAUGACGCAAUAGAGUUCAUCCUUAGUCCUUUCUUCUACCCAACAGCAAGAUACAUAAGAGCUGCACUGGCCAUGGGAGGACGGGUGUUUGUCCACUGUUUGAUGGGGGUGAGUCGCUCUGCAACCUUAGUGCUGGCCUUCCUCAUGAUCGCUGAGGGCCUGAGGCUGCAGGAGGCGGUGGCUGCCGUCAGGCCGCACAGAGACAUCUGCCCCAACCCAGGCUUCCUGCAGCAGCUCCGCAGCCUUGACAGGAGCCUGGAGAGGGAGAGGAGGAGAAGGCAACAGGCCCAAACACUAGGUCUCUCAAGCCAGGAGGAGGAAACACCAUCUCUGACAGAGCUGAGGCAAAUUCUCUGGACAAACAGGAAACCAGUGACACCUUUCAAUCAAGUCUGGCAGAACCUUUACAUCGGCGACGUGUCUGUGGCACGAGAUAAAGCCACACUCUCGUCUCUGGGUGUAACUCACAUACUGAACGCUGCAGCAGGUCGACAUCGGAUCAACACGGGUCAGCAGUUCUACAGUGACCUUGAAGUGGAAUACUACGGAGUAGAAGCUGCAGACCAUCCAGAGUUUAACCUCCGACCUUUCUUCAGCCCGGCUGCACAGUUCAUAGACAGUGCUCUUAAGAAAAAUGGGAAGGUGUUUGUCCAUUGUGCCAUGGGUGUCAGUCGCUCCGGAGCACUGGUUUUGGCUUAUCUGAUGAUCUGCCAGGGCCUAUCGCUGGUGGAGUCCAUCAUUGCCGUGCGUCUGAACCGAGACAUAGGACCCAACUCUGGAUUUCUGGAGCAGCUGAGGCAGCUGGAGCUGAGCCAGCAUCCACAGAGCAGACAGAUCACAGAGGAGGACCACAGUGACAUGUCCUGAUAAUGAGCUCAGAAACAUGCCAUUUCACUUUGUCAGGCACCUUGUUUUAUUGGAAUCCACAGUUUCUCUCAUAAUAAUUAAAUCUGACAAAUAGAAAUGUCAUCUGUGUGUCAUCUCUCAAUCUCAGUCUCAUGGCUACCCCUAUCUCUACCCCAGAAACAGUAAAAAGUAACGGCCGAAUGCUUUGAGUUUUAUGUCUCUGGAAAUAACUCUGCACUGACAAAUGCUAACUGAUCCCCGCACCUGUCCACACGUUACAGCUGGUACGAUGACAACAACAGAACAUGCCACUUGUACUAAACUACUUUUAUUUUUUGGCAUUGAUCCCCACAAGUUUAGUAUGUUUCUUUACCAAACAGGCUAAAGAAAUGUAAUCACUGUCACAUUAAAGGACUCAGAUCACAUUAGGA